CGCGCGAACGGGCGCGGCUCGCGCCACGCCGCCGAGGCCACAACCGCCACAACCGCAGCCGCGAGAUUUCCCCCAAAAACCCAAGCACCAUCGCCUCUCGUAGUGCAAACAAUCGUGCUCCCAUGGAGCUCGCGGUGAGAGCAGCCGCCGCGGCUUCCUGCUCCUCCGGCACCUCGCUCCAGCUCCCACGGGCCCACGCCCCUGUCCGCUUCCGCCUCCACCGACAUCGCCACCACCCUGCUCGCCGGGUAGCUGUCGCCGCGGCGAUCGCCGUCGAGCAGGAAAGCAAAGUCCAGCAGAGUAACAAUUCAGAAACAGAGGUGUUUGCAUGCCCUGUUUGCUAUGAGCCAUUGAUAAGGAAAGGGCCAUCAGGGAUAAACUUGCCAGCAAUUUAUAGGUCUGGAUUCAAGUGUUCCAAGUGCAACAAGUCAUUCACUAGCAAAGACAUCUUCUUGGAUCUCACUGUCACUUCCGGAACGAAAGAAUACAGCGAAUUGAAACCUGCUAGAACUGAGCUGUUCAGGAGCCCACUCGUCUCAUUUCUUUAUGAAAGAGGCUGGCGCCAAAACUUCAAUCGAAGUGGCUUCCCUGGUCUUGAUGAAGAGUUUCAAAUGGCUCAAGAUUAUUUUCAAUCAGUCACUGGUGGUGUACUUCUUGACGUAAGCUGUGGCAGUGGCUUGUUCACAAGAAAGUUUGCAAAAUCUGGAUCAUACUCAGCAGUGAUUGCUUUGGACUUCUCUGAGAAUAUGCUUCGUCAAUGUUAUGAAUUUAUUCAACAAGAUGAUACUCUUUUAAACACAAAUCUUGCACUUGUAAGGGCAGAUAUUUCGAGACUUCCUUUUGCUUCAUGUUCAAUUGAUGCCAUUCAUGCUGGAGCUGCUAUCCACUGUUGGCCCUCCCCUUCAAAUGCGGUAGCUGAAAUAAGCCGUGUCCUGAGGCCUGGUGGCGUCUUUGUAGCAACGACCUUCUUAUCUUCACCCAGGAACAAUCCAUUCUCUGUUGAAGCGUUAAGGCCACUGAGACAGGUUGUUGGGCCAGUUAACACCAGCUACAAUUACUUCACCGAAGGAGAGCUCGAAGACUUGUGCAAAUCCUGCGGUCUUGUUAAUUACAGCAGCAAGGUCCAGAGGGCAUUUAUCAUGUUUUCGGGGCAAAAGCCAUAUUGAAAUUACACCAAAACUUUUGUAUCUAAAGUAUCUCGGUCGUUUCUAUAGAAGUGUUUGUAAAAUGCCAUCUGAUAUGCACACACAUUAUAUUCAACACAAGUUUUGCUGAGACUUCCCUGUGUAUUUUCCUGAAUGUACAUGCUUCAGUACAGUGAUGUACCACACACCAUGGUCCCCUCGACAGGUUUACUUACGUCCUUGAACUUUACGAUAUAUGAGGG
This is a messenger RNA of Oryza brachyantha (malo sina), 1387 nucleotides long. RefSeq lists its product as uncharacterized. The transcript is spliced from 7 exons. The coding region runs from base 123 to 1166 and encodes 347 amino acids. Gene Ontology annotation, molecular function: S-adenosylmethionine-dependent methyltransferase activity. The record is from RefSeq and is a predicted model, not a curated record. Lineage: Eukaryota; Viridiplantae; Streptophyta; Magnoliopsida; Poales; Poaceae.